UAUAUAGUUAUCCCUCCAGCAUAAAUUACAACCAAAGUACCAAAUUAACUAUGCUUGUCCAGUCCUCAAUAUUAUUAUCACCACCACCAUCUUUCCCCUCUAAGUCUAACCUCAACAAUAACAUGGAUCAUCAAUUCUCACACAUCAUCCCCACAGAAAGAUCACCUAGAAGAGAACUCCAACUUCAAGGUCCACGCCCUACACCUCUCAGAAUAAACAAAGACUCUCAUAAAAUCAAGAAACCACCGUUGGCACCACAACCUUCACACCCUCAUCAACCUCCACCGCGCCAACCUAUAAUAAUCUACACCGUGUCCCCCAAGGUGAUUCACACCACCCCAAGUGACUUCAUGAACCUCGUCCAACGCCUCACUGGGUCCAGUUCUUCUUCCUCUGCUGAAGUGGUCAUGUCCAACAAUAACAACACCACUCAUGUCGACCCUUUCAACAACGGCGGCGGCGGAAUGGUGUCGCCGGCGGCGCGUUACGCCACCAUAGAGAAGGCCAUGUCCCCUAUGGGGAAAAAACAUGUUCUUCUUCCAAGUGUGAACAAUAUUAUAAGCGAUGUGGAAGGGAUAGAGAUUAGUAUAGGUGAUGGUGUACUUGAGAGAUCACAACAAAAUAUGUUUCAAGGGAUUCUGUCCCCGGGUCCAGCUUCGCUAUCUCCCAUUCCUUCGAAUUUUUUCUCUCCACCGUCUUCUUCGGAUCCAAGCAUGAUUAGCUUCCUUCGUGAUUUGAGUCCUAUGUUUCAAAGCGGAAGAAAUUUUACGGAGGGUGGUAGUUCUUUCGUCUUGCCUAGCCCUUCUUCAAACUUCAGUUUUGUUUCACCGCAUACUCCUUCUAUAGACUUAUUCAACUAUUUCUUAGAUUAGCAAAUUCGACCUUCAAUUCGAAUUCUUGGCGUUUAUUGUUGAAUUUGAUUAGUUUUUUUAUUUUACUGAUAAAAAAAUUGGAUUCGAACGGAGAUUGAUAAGGAUUGGUUUGUCGAGUUAUAUUGUGUAGUUUGAGAGGAGGGGGAAAAGUGGAAUUUGUUGCUCUUUCGGUGACUAUAGUUCUAGAUAGCUGCAAUUUGGAAACUUCUUUGUUGGAAAUUUUUUUUCUUUCUUUUUUUAGGGCAAUGUUUGUGCUCUCGAAUUUCUUAUGGCCUUCGCCGUUGACAUCAUUCUUUGGCAUGUAUUGUACAUUGCGUUUAGUUUGCUGAUGCAUGUCGGCACUAAAUAUAUUUAAUCCCAUUUAUAUUCUCUUUGUAUGAUCAGAUAAUCACAUGUAUGCUAAUCUGGCAACCUUUGAUCA
Glycine soja is the source of this 1293-nucleotide messenger RNA. Its product is annotated as protein MKS1-like. Gene Ontology annotation, cellular component: nucleus. The record is from RefSeq and is a predicted model, not a curated record. The coding region runs from base 51 to 872 and encodes 273 amino acids. The transcript has a single exon. Lineage: Eukaryota; Viridiplantae; Streptophyta; Magnoliopsida; Fabales; Fabaceae.